CGGACUGGGUCUUGGGAGUCGAACUAGCGGCACCUCCCGAUGCUCUGGUAGCCGGACCGGCCCCCUCGGCGGCACCGGAGGAGACCAUAGCGGCACCUCCGUCCGUUGUACAAGAGGACUUUAAAGCUCACCAGGAGCUCCUCAAAAGGGUAGCCUCGAAUCUCCAACUCCAGGCUGAGGCGAUGGAGGAGCCGUCGGACACCCUUUUCAAUGUUCUGUCCUCCUCGGCACCGGGCUGUGUGGCCUUACCCCUUCACCAAGGUGUGGCCAAUAUAUCGACUGCCCUGUGGCAGACCCCAGCUUCCUUGGUGCCCAUCUCCAAGAAAGCAGAAAAAAAGUACUUGGUUCUGGCUAAGGGACAUGAGUACCUGUACUCCCACCCGGCACCUAACUCCCUGGUGGUGGAGUCAGUCAACUAUCGGGAACGCCACGGCCAGCCUGCACCCACCACCAAGGACAAAGACGUCAGGGACCGGGAACAUGCCACCCUCCUAAACCAAGAGGUGGCGCGCCUUCUCAACCUGGAUCUCCGACCCCAGACCAAGAUGACGAGCUGCGGCCUCCUGAACAGUUCCAACAAGCCGGUGCCCCUGCGCAGUGGCUCGGUGACGGUGCUGAUCCGAGGCUUCGUGGCGGAUGUCGGCUGCGAGCUGCUCUACAGGAAUGAGGAGCCGGAGCCAGUGGAGGCCGUGUUCGUGUUCCCCGUGGACGCCGAGGCGGCCGUCUACACCUUCCAGGCCCGCCUGGGGGGCGCCUGCAUCGAGGCCCAGCUCCGCGAGAAGAAAAAGGCACAAGAGCUGUACGGGGAUGCGCUGGCCGCGGGGCAGAGCUCAUUCUUGCUGCAGCAGGAGGGGACUGGGGGCGACGUUUUCAGCUGCUCCCUGGGUAACCUGCCCCCCGGGGAGGAGGCGGUGCUGACCCUGCGCUACGUCUGCGAGCUGCCGCUGGAGCCCGAUGGAGCCGCCCGCUACAUGCUGCCAGCUGUGCUGCGCCCCCGCUACACGCCCCAUGGUGAGACCUACAGAUACCCCUGCCACGUUAGCCUGCCUGGGUGGGACGGGGAGGACGUCACCCAGGGGGUCCCACGAGUCCCCCAGGGGGAGCUGCCCUACACCCUGAGCCUGAGCGUCACGCUGCAGUCACCCCAUGGCCUCGACCGCGUACUCUCCAACUGCUCCCUCACCCCCCUAAGCUACACGGCUGGGAACCGGACCACCGCCCAGGUGUCUCUGGCUGAGGCCCCCCCGUGGGACCGAGACGUGGAGCUGCUGGUGUAUUACGCGGAGCCGCACAAACCUAGCGCGGUGCUGGAGGUUGGGUUGCCCGGAGCAGAGCCAGGCUCCCUGAUGGGCGACCCGGCCGUGAUGGUGACCCUGCUGCCCAGCCUGCCCGAGGCUGUACCAGGCCAGAGCUCGGCCGGGGAGUUCAUCUUCCUGCUGGACCGCUCCGGCAGCAUGGAGUGCCCCAUGGACGGCCGAGACCGCUCCCCCCAGCGCAUCGACAGCGCCAAGGAGACCCUGGUCCUGCUGUUGAAGAGUUUGCCCCUGGGCUGUUAUUUCAACAUCUAUGGCUUUGGGUCUCGGUUCGAGUCCUUCUACCCGCAGAGCGUGGGAUACACCCAACAGACCAUGGCCGAGUCCCUGCAGCGCGUCCAGCAGCUCCAGGCUGACCUGGGGGGCACCGAGAUCUUGGCGCCGCUACGAGCCAUUUACAGCAGCCCCUGCCGGGACGGGCACCCACGCCAGCUGUUUGUGUUCACGGACGGGGAGGUGGGGAACACCCAGGAUGUCAUAGCUGAGGUGCAGCGUCACCGGGGGGCCCACAGGUAA
Molecule: messenger RNA, 1829 nt
Organism: Chrysemys picta bellii (western painted turtle)
Lineage: Eukaryota; Metazoa; Chordata; Testudines; Emydidae
Source: RefSeq, a predicted model, not a curated record